GCUCGCAGGCCAGCAUCGAGAUCGAUUCUCUGUGUGAGGGCAUCGACUUCUACACCUCCAUCACCAGGGCUCGCUUUGAGGAGCUGUGCUCCGACCUGUUCAGGGGAACGCUGGAGCCUGUGGAGAAAGCCCUGAAGGACGCCAAAAUGGACAAGGGGCAGGUCCACGACAUCGUCCUGGUAGGAGGCUCCACCAGAAUCCCCAAAAUCCAGAAACUCCUGCAGGAUUUCUUCAACGGCAGGGAGCUGAACAAGAGCAUCAACCCAGACGAGGCGGUGGCUUACGGCGCUGCUGUCCAGGCCGCCAUUCUCUCCGGCAAUACCUCGGGCAACGUUCAGGAUCUGCUGCUGCUGGACGUGGCGCCUCUGUCCCUGGGCAUCGAGACGGCCGGAGGAGUCAUGACGUCGCUGAUCAAACGCAACACCACCAUCCCCACCAAACAAACUCAGAUCUUCUCCACCUACGCCGACAACCAGCCCGGCGUCCUCAUCCAGGUCUUCGAGGGGGAAAGAGCCAUGACCAAGGACAACAACCUGCUGGGCAAGUUUGAGCUGUCAGGAAUCCCACCGGCUCCACGAGGGGUCCCGCAGAUCGAGGUCACCUUCGACGUGGACGCCAACGGCAUUCUGAACGUGUCCGCGGUGGACAAGAGCACGGGCAAAGAGAACAAGAUCACCAUCACCAACGACAAGGGCCGACUGAGUAAGGAAGAUAUCGAGAGGAUGGUGCAGGAGGCCGAGCAAUACAAAGCCGAGGACGACCUGCAGAGGGACAAAAUCGCCGCCAAGAACUCGCUGGAGUCGUACGCCUUCAACAUGAAGAACACCGUGCAGGACGAGAACCUGAAGGGCAAAAUCAGCAAAGAGGACCAGAAGAAGGUGAUCGAGAGGUGCGACGAGACCGUCGCCUGGCUGGAGAACAACCAGCUGGCGGAAACAGAGGAGUACCAACACAAGCAGAAAGAGCUGGAGAGCGUGUGUAACGCCAUCAUCAGUAAGUUGUACCAGGGAGGAAUGCCCGCAGGCAGCAGCUGCGGAGACCAGGCACGCCGAGCCGAAUCCCAGGGGCCAACCAUCGAGGAGGUGGACUAACACAGUCCUUCAUAUAGACUCUGUUAUCACUGGGAUUGUUUGAAGUACAGCUGGAACUUUAUUCCUCAUGUUCAUAUGUUUAUUGUUUUUCUAUUUAUUUAUAUUUAAUUAGGAUGAUGCGUCACAUGUUAAAUGUAUUUUGCUGGACAAUGCAAUAAAGAAGAAACAUAAAUAUAAUGGUUAUUUGGGGUUUCUAGUUUUUUUAGCAGCAGUUAAGUUUGAAUUAUCCAGACAAUACAUAACUUAAUGUUUUUGAUGUAAAGAGAGCUUUAUAAUAAACAGUAUAAGUUAUUAUUUAUUUACCCAACAUUGUGCAGCAGUUGUAGUAAAAUGAUGUUUAACUUAACCUUCCUGUCGUCCUCGGGUCAAAUUGGACCCAUUUUCAAAUAGUAAUUAUAUCAAAAUUUUGGUUUCUGUUAACCAAAUUGUCAAAAUAAAUAACAUGGAUGGUUCCAUACGACUCUUCAGAAGUAAAAUAAAGGAUCAGAUCACUACAUUUAUUGAAUUUGGGGGAUUUAUUCAAUUCUAUAGCAUAUAGAAA
Etheostoma cragini (Arkansas darter) is the source of this 1632-nucleotide messenger RNA. RefSeq names its product heat shock 70 kDa protein 1-like. Gene Ontology annotation, cellular component: blood microparticle; cytoplasm; vesicle. The transcript has 2 exons. The coding region runs from base 147 to 1091 and encodes 314 amino acids. Gene Ontology annotation, molecular function: ATP-dependent protein folding chaperone; ubiquitin protein ligase binding; ATP hydrolysis activity. Gene Ontology annotation, biological process: protein refolding; cellular response to unfolded protein. NCBI's taxonomy places the organism in Eukaryota, Metazoa, Chordata, Actinopteri, Perciformes, Percidae. The record is from RefSeq and is a predicted model, not a curated record.